Molecule: messenger RNA, 533 nt
Organism: Drosophila elegans
Lineage: Eukaryota; Metazoa; Arthropoda; Insecta; Diptera; Drosophilidae
Gene: RpL30
Product: 60S ribosomal protein L30
Exons: 3
Coding region: 108-443 (111 amino acids)
Cellular component (GO): cytosolic large ribosomal subunit
Molecular function (GO): structural constituent of ribosome; RNA binding
Source: RefSeq, a predicted model, not a curated record
AUGAUGCAACCAUGCGUUUGUAAAACGAGAAUCCCAUUUCCGCUAGUUCUUCCUCUUUCUUUUUCGCAUUGUCAGCCGACGAAGUGCUUUUGACUUGAACUAUCAACAUGGUUGCUGUUAAGAAACAAAAGAAGGCGCUGGAGAGCACCAAUGCGCGUCUGGCGCUGGUGAUGAAGUCCGGCAAAUACUGCCUGGGCUACAAACAGACCCUGAAGACCCUCCGCCAGGGCAAGGCCAAACUGGUGCUCAUCGCCAGCAAUACCCCCGCCCUGAGGAAGUCUGAGAUCGAGUACUACGCCAUGUUGGCCAAGACUGAAGUCCAGCACUACAGCGGCACCAACAUCGAGCUGGGCACCGCCUGCGGUAAAUACUUCCGCGUGUGCACCCUGUCCAUCACCGAUCCUGGAGAUUCGGACAUCAUCCGCUCGCUGGAGUCGGCCUAAACUUAUUUUUAAUCGAACAAGACGACCCAAUAAAGUUUUGUAUGAGGAGAGAUAAUGUUAAAAAUAAAAAGUCAUCAAUUAUUUUGGUAA